This is a messenger RNA of Sciurus carolinensis (gray squirrel), 4386 nucleotides long. RefSeq names its product family with sequence similarity 83 member C (gene Sack1c). The record is from RefSeq and is a predicted model, not a curated record. NCBI's taxonomy places the organism in Eukaryota, Metazoa, Chordata, Mammalia, Rodentia, Sciuridae. Gene Ontology annotation, biological process: epidermal growth factor receptor signaling pathway. Bases 70 to 2310 code for a protein of 746 amino acids. The transcript is spliced from 4 exons.
UCCUGCUGUAGCCAACCUAGGUGCAGGCCAUGGAGCCUGGUGGUGGGUGAGGCAGCCAGGUGGGCAGGCAUGUUGGGAGGCCUAGGAUCUGGAGGGACCCAGGGCAUGGCGGGAUCCCUGCGGGGCCGGGUGGAGGAGCUGAAGCGGCCGUGGUGGCGGGAGAGCUCACCCCUGGUGCUGCAACACAGUGAAGCAGCCCGGCUGGCAGCUGACGCCCUCUUGGAGCGGGGUGAGGCUGCCUACCUACGGGUCAUCUCUGAAGAGCGGGAACUGCCCUUCCUGAGUGCCCUGGACAUGGACUACAUGACCAACCAUGUGCGUGGGGGUCCUGAGUUCAGCGAGACUCAGGGGCCCGAGGCCUCAGGACCCGACCGACUCAGCAUGCUCUCUGAAGUCACCUCUGGCACUUACUUCCCCAUGGCCUCUGACAUAGACCCCCCAGACCUGGAUCUGGGCUGGCCCGAGGUUCCACAGGCCACGGGCUUCAGCCCCACCCAGGCUGUGGUCCACUUCCAGAGAGACAAGGCCAAGAACAUCAAGGACUUGCUUCGGUUCCUCUUCAGCCAGGCCCGCACGGUGGUAGCUGUGGUGAUGGACAUAUUUACUGAUAUGGAACUUCUGUGUGACCUCAUGGAGGUCUCUAGCCGGCGCGGUGUCCCUGUUUACCUGCUCCUGGCCCAGGAGCACCUGAGGCACUUCCUGGAGAUGUGUUACAAGAUGGACCUCAAUGGGGGGCACCUGCCGAAAAUGCGUGUGCGGAGUACCUGUGGGGACACAUACUGCAGCAAGGCAGGCCGUCGCUUCACGGGGCAGGCCCUGGAGAAGUUUGUCAUCAUCGACUGUGAGCAGGUGGUGGUGGGCAGCUACAGCUUCACCUGGCUCUGCAGUCAGGCCCACACCAGCAUGGUGCUACAGCUGAGGGGCCGCAUCGUGGAAGACUUUGAUCGGGAGUUCCGCUGCCUGUAUGCCGAGUCACGGCCUGUGGAGGGCUUCUGCGGUGGUGAGGAUCCACUGUCUCCCCGGGCACCGCAUCCUCCCCCAGUGGUCCUGGCCUUUGGGCCUGGCAUCCCAAGCCCUACCUGCUCCUCGCCCACCAGCACCAGUCUCAGCAGCAUCAAGCGCUCACCUCUCAUGGGCCGUUCCUCCUACCUUGCUCUACCAGGAGGUGGUGGCUGUAGUGAUAUGGGCAUGGGAUCCUCAUCCCCAAGUCUUGCCUGCCGUGAAGCCAAUGGUCAACCCUCUCUGCAUCGCCAGCUGUCAGACCCUAACCAUGGCUGCCUUCCGGGGUCCUACAGGGUCAACCUGGGCAAGAUGGGGGCGGCCCCAUGGUCCCAAUCUUCCCCUGCCCUCAACCACAGUAGCACUGGCCCCUUGACUCCGACAGUGGGGUCACCCCUGCUCCCCUGUCCCCGCCCCCUCCUGCACUUCCCCCGAGGGGUCCGAGCCCUGUCCCGGCUCCCAGAAAAUGGGCUCCCAGGAUGCCUAGAACCCAACCCUCCACGAGGUCGCUGGGUGCCUGGCAUGGCCCUGGAGACAGUGGAGGAGAAGAAGCCAUCAUUGAGUCAGAGCCAUGACCAGCUGGACCUCCUUGUCCCCUUCCCUAAAGCCCGAGAAGCAGAAGGCCCUGACUCUAGGGUUACACCCAACUCAGGCUCCCUUCGGCCAGGAGAACAGGCCCCAGAGGACAGGAGGUUGUCCCUCAGCAAGAGCUAUAGCCAGUUGGAUCUUCUGCCCCAGACCCAGAGUGCUGAGGGGGCCUCUGAGUCGGGUUCCCUCAGACCUAGUGAUCUAGCCUCAGAGGACAGGAAGCUAUCCCUAAACCACAGCAGUGGCCAUCUGGACCUUCUGGUACAGCACCCUAAGGCCCAAGGCUCCAGAGUACCCCCUGAAAUCAACACCUCGGCCAGGCCUGGCAAGCAGGGUCUAGAUGAGCGACGGCAGACCCUGGGUCACAGUCAGCUGGACCUUAUCACCAAGUUUGGUCCAUUCCGAAAUGAGGGGCCUGGGCCCAACAUCCUCCCAGGACCAAGCUCUUCUUGCAUGGUUGGAGUGGGCUCUGGGGAUGAGAAGCGGCUGACUCUGGGCCACAGCAAUCUGGACCUUAUCACCAAAUAUCAUCAACUGCAGGGUGCCAGGCAGGGACCUGAGCCUGGCCUCCCUGGGGGCCCCAUAGGUGGCCAUCACAAUAGUAGUAGUAAUGACCUGUUUGGGGAAGAGAAACGGCUGACUCUGGGCCACAGCAAACUAGACCUCAUCACUAAGUAUAACAAGUCCAAGUUCAAGCUGCUUCGCAGUCGCUUUGAAUCCUAGCUCUGCACCCAGCAGGGAUAGAUCCUUCUUCUAUCCACUGAGUCUGGACUUGCUCAAUCUCAAACCCUGGGCCAAAAAGCAAAGCCAGAGCUGAGGGGAGGGUAGGGCCAGGUCAGAAACUCUCUGGGUUCAAGAUUCUAGCAUGUACUUGUGCAUGCAAGCACGCGCGCACGUGCACACACACACACACACACACACACACACAAAUGGAACCCAGGGUUGCUUACUGUUUGCCAGAGUGCUGGGCACUUCAUACUAGUUAUUCUUCUUGUCCUUCAUCCUCACAACCUCCUUACAAGAUGGACCCCUUGUUGUUAUAUAGUUAUAGAAUAAUAGGUAUUAUUCCCCCUGUUUAUAAAUGUGGGAGCUGAGGGCCAAGUUUUGGAAGAUUUAUUUGGGGACAGGUCCAAGUAAAUGGCAGAAUAGGGUCCUCUGCCAGAUCUGAUUCUCUGGGUCUAAAGAUUCUAUUUUCUUCUCGUACGUGACAUACAAUUCACAUGUCUCCAUGCACACAAAAUGCAAACGCUACAGAGUUGCUUCAAGUGCCCAUACGAUAUACACAGCACACAGGGUACACACCUGCAAACUGUACACCCAUAGAUGCAUAAAGUAAGUACACAUAGUCCAUGUGAUAAACCCACUCAGAACUUUAGUUGGGGGUAUUCAAUAAAUGUCACCUGACUAAAUGAAUGGCUACACAAAAAUAUAUACAUUCAGUGCACACUGUAGAACUCCUCAGGAUCCCCAAACUAUAAAUAUGCACACAACCAAAAACACAGAUGCACACACACACACACACACACACACCCCAAUUAGUAUCUGCUUGCACCUAAGCUAUAUCCCCAGUCCUGUGUUGGACAUGCCAUAGGGCUGAUGGAUAAAUCAGACUCGGACCCUGGGGGAUAAGGAUUAAAUGCAGAAACCACUGGAUAACAAGACAGGGCUGAACUGAACAAAAGCAUAAUUAGCAAUAGAGUGAAAGGACAUGGAGUUUCUUAGAGCAGGUAGCCUUUGAGCCAGGCCUUGAAGGAUGGGGAAGUUUGGGACAGAGAGGAAUUCUUGGUAGAGUGAGCCAGGUGAAGAGAGGCCCAAGAGAGGACUGAGUUAGUGGGUCUGAGGUGAACUGGAAAGGACAAGUAGAGCAUGUGGAUACACACGCCAUCUUGCUGAGUGUCUCUUGAAGUACAGGUUGUGACAGGUUGUAGGCAUUUUUCCUGAGCUCACCACCUGCCUGGGACAGUGUAUGUGAUACAAAUCAAUAAAGACAGAUAUGGCUAGACCCAGCAGCAGCCUGGAGUAUCCUGAGGAAUGUCAAGCUAUAGAACUGCAGGUUGGGGAUGGGAAAGGGCACACCAUUCACGAGGCUUAUGGGGGUGGCCCUGGAGGAAACCAGAUGGACCCGUGAAGUCUUGAGGAGAGGGGUUCUAAGCCAAGCCUUCAAGGUAACUUUCUAAGAAAUUCUGAAGCAUUUCUGGAUUCUGCAAAAUGUGAGCCAAGUUCAUUCUGUCUAUGAGAAUAGGGCCCUUGUCUGACCACUAUCCCAGGAACAGGUGGCUGCUGAGAAACAGAGGACAUGUGAGAGGCACUUUGCUGAAGCCAGUCAGCCCCCACAUGGGUUGCCCACCCUGGACCUCUUCCCCUCUAACCUCUGCCUAAGAUCCAGCUUCAUCCAUCCUCCCUUCUCUCCAAUACCUCCUUCAGCCCGUUUUCUCUGCUUCUCUGGCCACGACUCCUUCUCUAGACUCUUUAUCUUGGUCUCACUUCUCCCUACUGGAUACCCUCUCCUGGGUGACUUCAUCUACUCUAGGCUUCAGCCCCAAAUCUCAUUCAUCAGUCUCUCACUCUCGCCUAAGCUCCGAAUCCGGAUUUCUGCCCACAUGGCCGAGCUAGAUUCAUCACCUUUCCCAAACCUGCCCUUCCUCCUCUGGCUUCAUUUCAGCAAAUACCCCUAUCAUCAAUCUAUCCUCUGGGGUUGAGGAAUUAGCUCAGUGAUGCAGCACUUGCCCAGCAUGUGCGAGGCGCUGGGUUCAAUUCUCAGUACUGCAUACGAACGAAAAAUGCCCAGACAUCUCUGGC